Cylicostephanus goldi is the source of this 459-nucleotide messenger RNA. NCBI's taxonomy places the organism in Eukaryota, Metazoa, Nematoda, Chromadorea, Rhabditida, Strongylidae. The record is from the annotation of a GenBank genome assembly.
AUGAUGGAUUUCGAGUUCUAUAGGAAUAAUCCACCACCACCGUUUUUGUGCGUGGACGUGUGCCAAAUAUCGCCUUCUCAGUCGGCUUCGACGCUUUCUGUUGCUUCAGCAGGAGCGAAUUCGGCUAGCCCACCUUCAGAAGUUCCACCUUCAGAAGUGGCUGAAGCCGCCAAUUCAGCAGCCACCGAAUUCGUUCGAGAGUCGUCUAUUGACAAUCUUCCCGACAGGGCCUUGAUCCAUGUUGCACCAGAUGAAUCCACACUCGAGCGAGCUUCUGCAAAUCUAUCGAAAUGUCAGGAGGAACUGCGAGAAAUGAAAAUGGAGGCAAUUAAAGCACGUUUGCUGAGAAACGAAGAAAGGCGAUUAGCUCGAUUGGAGGCAGAGAAGAUGCCGAAGAGUUUUCUUUUGCAUGGAGCAGUAUCGCCAGUCAAACUCUAUAUUUACAGAGAGCUCACCUAG